AUGGGGACUGGAAACGAGAUCUGCUUCUACCCCCAUGCCAACUACCUGGGGACAAAUCUGACCUACGAAGAGUGCUGCGGCGAUCCGCUGUCAGGAAUUGACUGCUUCGUCUCCCUCGGCGGCCUCUUCUCCUGGGACUUCUGUUGUGAGACACCGGAGCCGGACGCUUGUAGCUGGGAUCACAUCCUGGCUUCCGUCGCUGCAUCAACGGACGAGGUCGGCAGCACGCUCCUAGAGGCCCUGUACAGCUCCCCGAUGCUGCUGCGCGAGUUUUGCUGUGUGGUCCCGGGCGACGGCUCCCAUCCCUGCUGGCGCUUCUUCGCGAUGGAGCCCACGGAGUUGGUCCACAAUCCCUAUGUCCAGUGUUGCAACCCGAUUCUCCGGCGACUCCUGGCCCAAAAUCAGGAGGAGCCCUGGAUGCAGGUGGAGCUGGACCGGGAGUUCGCCCCUCUCGAGGGGAAGCGAUGGACCACUCGGGAGCUGCAGGAAUACCAGAAGGCUCAAGCGGAGGGCACCCGUCCUUGCCUCGUCUCUGUUCGAGGUGGAUACAACAUUACUGUGCACGACCGCCAGGAAUGCUGCCCCGAGCCCUUCUACGACUGCUCCUACAUCAUCGCCGUAGCCAGUGCUCUGUCCAUCGUGGGGAGACUGGAGGUCCUGCCCGAUGUGGAUCUCCUGGUGAGUCCGAGUAACACCAAUCGCGCCUUCGCCUCGGUCCCCGUCUUCACCCGACAUCGGCCCCGUGAGCCCAGGAGCCACUAUGUCCUUUUGCCAAUGGAGUGGCAGCUCUCUCCUGGCCAGGGGCGAAAGCAGACGGUGGCUGUGCAGCGCAGUGGUGCAGACACUCCCUGGGAGAACCGCCCCAGGAGUCUCUUCUGGCGCGGCUCCAACUCCAACUGUUUAGUUAGCUGCGACCUCCCGCGUGUCAGCGACGGCUUACAGGCCUUCGGCGACUGCCUCGAAUCCUACGACUGCCAGACACCUUGGUCUAUGUCGAACUGGCUGACGAUGCCCCGGGGCCGUUUGCUCCGGCUGUCGCAGCUUUACCCCGAACUCAUCAACGCGCGCUUCACCGGGAAGUCGCAGCAAAUGGAAGACGAGCUCUGGGACUUCUGCGUGGAGUCCAACCUCACCGACGAGUUUUCGAGCCAGCAGGAGCAGGGCUACUAUGGGUUUGCCAUCAACGUCGACGGUACCGGAAGCGGCGAUCGAACGUACUGGCAGAUCUUUGCUGGCUGUGUGGUCCUGGUGCAGGACAGCCCCUGGGUGUCUUGGCUCGUUGGGGAAAUCGGCGGGCCUGCCGCACUGGUGCCCGGAGAGCACUACAUCCCCAUCCGCCACCGGGCUUUGAUAGACUAA
Symbiodinium sp. CCMP2592 is the source of this 1359-nucleotide messenger RNA. Lineage: Eukaryota; Dinophyceae; Suessiales; Symbiodiniaceae. The record is from the annotation of a GenBank genome assembly.